CUAAAAAGUUACAUCAUGCGCGUGUUGUCGGAGAGGAAAAGUGCAGCAGAGGAAAUUUUCACCAAGUUUAUUCUUUAAUUUGUGGAAAAAUAGUUUAAAAGUAGCGGCUUUCGUUGUGGCAAAAACCAAUAUAAUAUAAUUGUUAGUUUGUAAAUUGUAAAAAUGCAUUAGCUUGCCUGCAGCCCCGAAAGUAAAAGGGUUCAUUUCGACUCGCGCUGCGACCAUGUCAGAGUCGAACCAGUUGUUUCUUUGAGUUGCCAAAAACAAAGUUCUGCUAGAUAAUCACGACGGUCUGAAGACAGCCUUUUUGCACCCGCUAGUGCGCGAUAUCCAAGUUUAGAAUUUUUCUGCAUCGCAAUAUUCAUAUGUUUACGCAUUGCUCAUACGUGUAAAGAAAAUGUUAAGUCAAAUCUUUUCUUUUCUCUAAAUUAUGUGUGUUAUUGUAGGACAAUAAUCGAAACAAAGCCCGAACACACUAGUACAUUUCUAAUCAGCUCUUUUUUGCUACUACUGCUAACUACUAUGCUCUUCGUUACCGUCACCAUAAUUUAAACGUAACCGUAUAAUCAAACGUGUUAUCUCGCGGAAAACAAAAAAUACAAUCGCGCAUCUAACGAUCGAAAAAAAAAUUGUGUUUAUAAUAAUACUUGUUACAAAACAAAUCUGGCGAUGGCCGCGUAUCUGAAUCGCACCCUAUCGAUGAUGACCGGUUCGAACGGGGCGGCUUCGGCGUAUGAAACGGCGGCACUGAUCGACGCCAACGCAUCGCCACGUGGACUACACACCGGACCCGGUGCCAUUGGACACAACGACGUUUCACCGCUGCAGAUUUUUGUGCGAGCCAAGAAAAAGAUCAAUGAUAUCUUUUGCGAAAUCGAGGACUACGUGGUGGAAACAACCGGAUUCAUCGAUGCUCUUCCUGCGAUAGUCGAAAUCGUCGACAAGGCGGAGGCAGAGAUGUUCAGAAGCUACGUGCUGAAGGUGUCUGGAAUCCGAGAGGUUUUAUCCCGAGAUCACAUGAAGGUGGCCUUCUUCGGGCGAACCUCCAACGGCAAAAGCUCCGUAAUCAAUGCUAUGUUGCGAGACAGAAUUUUACCGAGUGGAAUCGGACAUACGACCAACUGUUUCUGUCAGGUUGAGGGUAUCGAUGGAGAUGAAGCGUAUCUGGUGAAGGAAGGCUGUGAUGAAAAACUGAGUGUUAAGUCCGUCAAGCAGCUUGCUAAUGCCUUGUGCCAGGAAAAGCUCUCGGAAAGCUCGAUGGUGCGAAUAUUCUGGCCUCGCAAGCGCUGCAGUUUGCUACGGGACGAUGUAGUAUUUGUCGAUUCACCAGGGGUGGAUGUGUCGCCGAACCUGGACGAUUGGAUAGACAACCAUUGUCUGAAUGCGGACGUGUUUGUUCUAGUGCUGAACGCUGAAUCAACAAUGACCCUGGCUGAAAAAUCGUUUUUUCACGAAGUGUCUACUCGUUUGUCUAAGCCGAAUAUAUUUGUACUAAACAAUCGAUGGGACGCUUCUGCGUCGGAACCGGAAUUUCAAGAAUCGGUCAAAGCACAGCAUCAGGAGCGUUGUAUGGACUUUCUUGUGAAGGAACUAAAAGUGGCCACCCAGAAGGAAGCUGACGAACGCGUGUUCUUUGUGUCGGCCCGCGAAACACUUCAGGCGCGUCUGUUCGAGGCCGAAGGUAAACCGGCAAUAGGUGGUGCGUUGGCUGAUGGCUUUCAGAAUCGCUACUUCGAGUUUCAGGAUUUUGAGCGUAAGUUUGAGGAAUGCAUCUCCAAGAGUGCUGUGCGGACUAAAUUCGAGCAGCACAGUUUGCGUGGCAAGGGAAUCUCCAGUGAAAUGCGAUCGAUGCUGGACAGUAUCUAUGAACGGGCGAACGUUCUGCGAAACCAGAAAUUAGAACAAAAGAAAAAGUUAACCGACAGGAUUGCCAACACCGAGACACAGCUGAUGCAAGUGACGCGCGAAAUGAAAAUGAAGAUUCACAAUAUGGUCGAAGAGGUGGAACAAAAAGUAUCCAAAGCGUUAAACGAAGAGAUUUGGCGGCUGAAUAUCCUUGUCGAUGAGUUCAAUUUACCUUUCCACACUGAUGUGUUGGUGCUAAACGUUUACAAGAAAGAGAUAAAUGCGCACGUGGAAAAUGGACUUGGGUCAAACCUGAGGGCACGUCUCAGCACUGCACUGGCGAUGAACGUCGAAACUGCACAGCGUGAAAUGACUGACCGCAUGACGGCUUUGAUACCUUCGGAAAAAAUCGUUGCUCAUACUAACCACGUCGUGGCCAGAAGUCAACCCUUCGAAAUGCUCUACACACUGAACUGUCAAAAUUUGUGCGCUGAUUUCCAAGAGGAUUUGGAUUUCCAAUUUUCUUGGGGAAUUACGGCUUUCAUCGCGCGCUUCAAUGGAAAAAUGCGAGCUGGUAAUAGGAAAGCGAUAACUCACAACAGACAGAACAGCAACAUAAAUCCAUCACAGAUGAUGUCGCCAUCUUCACCGAUGUGUCUUAUGCCCGAAAACGAGUUAAUUACACAGGAGCAGCUAUCAGUGAUAUCGAAGGUAGCGAUUGCAUCGAUUGGCUCCCAGGGUACUCUUGGAUUGCUGGUAGCAGGAGUAUUGCUCAAAACCAUCGGUUGGCGAGUGAUUGUCGGAGCUGGCGUCCUUUACGGUAGUGUCUACUUGUACGAACGACUCUCCUGGACUAACGCAGCAAAGGAGAAAAGUUUCAAGAACCAGUAUGUCCAGCACGCAACCCGGAAGCUAAAGCUAAUCGUGGACUUGACUUCCGCCAAUUGCAGCCAUCAGGUUCAACAAGAAUUGUCUAGCACCUUUGCAAGGUUAUGUCGCGUGGUGGAUACAGCCACCACUGACAUGAACGCCGAAUUGAAGGAUAUUGAAAACUCAUUGGCAGUGAUCGAGACCAACCAGAAACAGAUCAAGGUGCUGAGCAAUAAGGCCAAUUUCAUCCAACGAGAACUGGAGAUUUUCGAUAGCAAUUACAUCAAAGAGAACUAGAAAAAAAGCAGGACUACCGAAAACGAGAAGAUACUAAUAUAUUAUAAUGUAGAAAACAUAGUCAUUACAGCAGAGCCGAAGAUCGAAUCUUUGUUAACAGAAAGUUUAACUUAAGUUGCUGUUAAAUGAAACAAUGUUAUUUUGCGUUUGUUUUAGAAAACAAAUUUUAUCUACAAUUUUUGUAUUCUCUGGUGUAUUUAUACCCUACUUCAAAGUUUUUCGGCACGGACAGAUAAGUGACAAAUGCCACAACUUGUUUGUAGAAUCUAUGAAUAAACAAGUCGGCAUUGAGAUAUCGAAUGAAAUUCAAGCAACUUAUAUAUGGGCAACAGUGAAUUCUACCUAACAAAACUGUUUAUGCGUGUAUUAUAAUAUAUUGUAAGAAUUUGUGAUGAAUACUAGUAGAAACGAAAACAAAUCUUUAUAGGUCAUUGGUCCCUUAACAUAGAAAAAAUAUUGUUUGAAGUCACAGUUUUCAGUCGUAUGAAUAAAGCGAAUCGAUCCACCAACAAUUCGAUAAAAUACGGUUGUAUAGAACCAAUAACUAAAAUUCAUCGUUAUACUGAUAUGGACACAGUACAGUAGUACGGAGUUUUUUUUGAAACCUAUGAAAUAAAAUGCUACUCCCGAACAAAUA
This is a messenger RNA of Topomyia yanbarensis, 3649 nucleotides long. RefSeq names its product transmembrane GTPase Marf (gene Marf). Gene Ontology annotation, molecular function: GTPase activity; GTP binding. Gene Ontology annotation, cellular component: mitochondrial outer membrane. The transcript is spliced from 9 exons. Gene Ontology annotation, biological process: mitochondrial fusion; mitochondrion localization. The coding region runs from base 670 to 3012 and encodes 780 amino acids. The record is from RefSeq and is a predicted model, not a curated record. NCBI's taxonomy places the organism in Eukaryota, Metazoa, Arthropoda, Insecta, Diptera, Culicidae.